AUGCUGCGUGCUGUUUCGGGCAGGCAGAUCUUCUAUCCAACCGUCGCGGAUAUUAGAAGUGCCACAGAAGCAGCCCAGCACGCAGCGAGCAAUAUUGGCUGCUACACCCGGCCGUGGAACAAGGCACCUAUCGGCAUCAAGCGCUUGUUUCACCACUACAGAUCGAAAGAUGCUGGCUGUCCCUUCCACCAAGAGUUGAUCCUGUUGUUCAACCCUCGGGACCGUACUGCGCCCCACUACGUCUACCUCGGUUCUGCCAACUUGUCACAAUCUGCGAAGGGUGCUCUUGAGCAGGACAAGAAGCGGAAUGAAGCCACGUGCGACGUAAAGCUCGUCAAGUUGACGAACUUCGAAUGCGGAGUCGUGGUCCCCGGCUCCAUAGUCAAUGACCUACUUGAACCUGGAAUCAAGACCUGGCAGGACGGAAUUGUUCCCCAUGUGCAGUCUGCAGAGCAGUACCAUCUGCAGGAGGACCGGCCCUGGAACGACCCACGAUGGGUCAUCGGGUACGGGGAAGAGGAAGGAUGA
This is a messenger RNA of Anthostomella pinea, 528 nucleotides long. NCBI's taxonomy places the organism in Eukaryota, Fungi, Ascomycota, Sordariomycetes, Xylariales, Xylariaceae. The record is from the annotation of a GenBank genome assembly.